AUGCGAUCCUUCCGCGCCGUACGACUCCUCAGUCGUCCAAUUACCUCAACUACCGGGUUCCAACAUAUCCCCAAGCAACAACUAUCCCAACAACAGCGAACAAUAACCACAACCCAGCGACCAAGCCUGACUCGAGCUCUUCCCUCAAACAAUGCCACCAAACCAAGCCAACCAAGCAGGUCCUUUGGUCUUCCCUCACUAUCAGACUUCCUCCCCUCAAACGGCGACAACAACAACUCCCCGCACCGCGUCCUGACCGCAACCCGCAACCUCCCCUUCAACCCACCUCUCCUCUUCAAAGUAAUCUCCUCGGUGGAAUCCUACAGCCAAUUUCUACCAUUCCUCACAGCAUCAACGGUGACAGCCCGCGAUCCGGAAACAAAUGACCCUACACAGGCCUUCCUAACCGUCGGCUAUGGGCCCCUCAGCGAGACAUUCACCUCGCGCGUGAUCUGUGACCGGGAGAAAUUGACCGUGGAAGCGAAGAGCGGAUCGAAGUCUGGGCCAGAGGGAGCUGAGAAGAGUGCUUCGUCAUCUUCUUCGUCUGGUUUGAGUGGGUUCUUCCCCGGUGCUACGGAGGGUAUCUUUGAGUAUCUGUCUACCCGGUGGGAACUUGUUCCUAUUACAUCUGCUGAGGCGAAGGGUGGUCCGUUGACGAAGGUCAAUCUCGAGGUGCGGUUUGAGUUCCGGAGUCAGAUGCAUGCUACUCUGAUGAGUGCUGUCGAGGGGCAGAUGGCUGGUGUUAUGAUUGAGGCAUUUGAGAAGCGGAUUCGGGAGGUUGAAGGGAAGGGAUUGUGA
Messenger RNA from Penicillium nucicola, 798 nucleotides. Its product is annotated as ubiquinone-binding COQ10-like protein. Gene Ontology annotation, molecular function: ubiquinone binding. Lineage: Eukaryota; Fungi; Ascomycota; Eurotiomycetes; Eurotiales; Aspergillaceae. Bases 1 to 798 code for a protein of 265 amino acids. Gene Ontology annotation, biological process: cellular respiration; ubiquinone biosynthetic process. Gene Ontology annotation, cellular component: mitochondrion. The transcript has a single exon. The record is from RefSeq and is a predicted model, not a curated record.